This is a messenger RNA of Biomphalaria glabrata, 5981 nucleotides long. RefSeq lists its product as uncharacterized. Bases 149 to 3247 code for a protein of 1032 amino acids. The transcript is spliced from 3 exons. The record is from RefSeq and is a predicted model, not a curated record. Lineage: Eukaryota; Metazoa; Mollusca; Gastropoda; Planorbidae. Gene Ontology annotation, molecular function: GTP binding.
UCCAUUGUUUGUUCAGAUUUACCUGCCUUCAGUAAUCUAACAUUUUGGUUCAUUGUGAUAAACAUUAAAAACUGAUCUCGUUCUGACUACUCGCUUACGCUCCUGUAUUUGUGACCAUUGUAAUUGAUGAGCUGCAACAGACAAGGAAAUGUCUAGUUCUCUAAACUUAAGCCAGACCUACUUGCUGAUAGGCAAAACCGGCAUCGGAAAAAGUACCACCGGAAAUUUAAUUCUAGGUGAAAACUUGUUCAAGAACAGUGAUUUUGCAUUAUCAGAAACGAAUCAAAUUCAAGUCCAAAGUGCUACUGUAGAUGGUUACAAUCUAACUGUUGUUGAUACACCCGGAGUGAUGCACACUGGCUUGGACCUGGACGCAAUCAAGUUAAAAACUUGCAACGAAAUGAAAGAAGCGGUCAGCAAAUGUCCAGACUAUGGCAAGUUGGCGGUCGUUAUUGUGAUGAAGUAUGGUGACCGUUUCACAGAAGAAAAUAAAACAACCGUUGAUAUUCUGAAACAAAUGUUUGGAGAAGAAAAUUUGUGCAAAUCUUGUGUUAUUAUCAUGACCCACGGCGACAUGUUUGCUUUAAAUUACCAGCAAGAGAAACAGUUCAAAGAUUGGAUGGCAGAGCAAACGGAAGAACUGGGUCAAUUGUUUUCAUUAGUUCAGUAUAGAUGUCUUCUAUUUAAUAACAAAUGUAAAGAUUCAGCAGAAGUUAACCAACAAAGGCAAACAAUCAUCGACUUAGUGAACGAUUUAGAUCAAGGUUACACCAAAACGCAAUUUUCCCGCCUAAAGAAACAACAUCACAGACUCCUGUUUGAAACACAAUUUCCAAAGAUGCAAAAGGAAUGUCAACAGAAGAUACAGGAACUAUUUGAUUUGUUUCAUUCUAUUUCCAGGUCACAGAGACGCCCAUUUAUGUUUGAUGAUCUGCUAAAAAAUAUAAAGAAAUAUUUAGAAGAAUUAAACAAAGCGGAUGACCCUGGAACUAUUUUUUAUCUCGAAGGUGAACCGCGAUUCUUUGAUGCGUUACGAGGUCAAGUAAUCAAACUACAAACAAUGAUUGAGAAAGACAACGAGUUUGAUAAGAAUAAAAAAGAGCUUGACAAAUUUAUUCAUAUAUUCGAGAUUUUUAUUGAAGAGAAAAACUUUGACAAACUUGCUUCUGUCGAGAAGAAAUUCAACUCUUUCUCGGUCAGGAUGAAAUGUAAUAAAGACUUUUAUAACUCUCUCAAGGCGAAAUUAAAAAUAGCAACAGGGAAAUUACUCAAAUCCAAACAAUCAGAGGUUGCCAUGUCGCUAGGAGGUAUGCUUAAUUCGCUACGCAAUACUUUGAUGAGAACUAAAGUCCCAACAGAAGAUGCAACUUUCUGCGAAUUUUUCGGUCGACUAACUAGGAUAAGAGAUUGUAUUGAUCAAGAGAAUCGAAAGCUUGGGGGACUGGACAAUCUACUGGACGACGCUCGAGACUUGAAAAAACGUAUAGACUAUCUUAAAGAAGACAACGCUAUGUCUAAACGCUGGACUAGGACUUCUGGCAUUAUGGCAGGAGUUAGCAUAGCCACUGGUUUUAUCCCCGUUGUUGGCCUGGCUGUGUCAGCAGCAUUGAAUAUUGUACCGGUAGUUGGCAGAUCUAUGGAAACAGUCAAAGUUCGAUCUCAAAGAUCGGAUGAUUUAGCUAAUUCGUCAAACUUCAGAAAUAACUUCACGUUCUUGUUGGUUGGAAAAACUGGGAGUGGCAUAAGUUCAACAGCGAACACAAUACUGGGACAGUAUGCGUUCAAAACCAGCGAUAAGACAAAAACAAAAACAUCCCGAGUGCAAGCCAAACAAGCUACAGUUGAUGACAUGAACCUAACUGUUGUUGAUACACCUGGUCUGAUGCGCACAGGUCUAACCUCUGACGAAGCUAAGUUAAGAGCUUGCAAAGAUUUGCAAGAAGCAGUUGAUCUAAUUCCAGACCAGGGUAAAAUGGUUGUAAUAAUAGUCAUUAAGUAUGGUGACUAUUUCACUGAAGAAAACAGAACAAUGAUUCACAUUCUGAAACAAAGGUUUGGUGAAGGAAAGUUUGGUCAGUCUUUCGCUGUGGUCGUAACUUAUGGCGAAUUGCACGAAAUUAAAUCUUUCUAUGGACAAACGUUCAAGCAUUGGCUUGAAAGUCAAAAGACAGAUCUAGCCCAUUUGCUGUCUCUAGUCAAGUACAGGUGCGUUAAAUUCAAUAACAAAUUAAAACAAGCCAAUGAGAUACAAUCCCAAAGAAGUAAGCUCAUUAGCUUAGUUAAAAGCAUGCAUCACUUAAACUGCAAAGAACACUUCUAUAGAAUAAGAAUAGAACAUAACAUACCUACAAAGGAAGCCAAAUCGUCCAAACUGCAAGCCUACUAUACACAGAAAGAAAUAGAAUGGUCAGAGAAACUGUAUUCUAUUAGUUUGACAUCCAGAAAUUUAAACAGUUAUGAACAAUUGCUGAGAACAAUAAGUCAGCAUAUGACAGAGAUGAACCUAACUGAUUCACAUAAUAUUUUUCACAACUCUAAUCGUAUUGAAUACACACUAUCGGAUUUUCCUUUUUUCACCGACAUUAGAAAACGUCUGGAACUCUUAAAACGAAAUGUAAAAAGGGAGAAAACUAUUUUGGAAUACGAACUAGAACUUGAUAAAUUAACAGAUAGUUUAGAUCAAAUUAUUCAUGAGAAUAGAUUUGAUGACAUUGAUCGUUAUGAGAGUCAGAUCAAUGGUCUGUCACGUGCUGAUGCCUGCAAUGAGGACCUCUGUUUUCUGAGGUCAAAAUUAGAUAUAGCCAAAUCAAAAUUAAUGCAAGCCAAACAAAACAAGAUCACUAUCGAGUUUGGCGAAAUGGUAAACAAGCUGAGAAAAGAUACACAAAGAAUUACACUACCUGUUUCAUAUCAAACAUUAAAAUUAUUACACAUUCGUCAGAAUAAUAUAAGAAGCGUCUUCUAUCACCAGAUAAGCAGCAUAGAAGGAUUUGACAAUCUGUUGAACCAGAUGGAUGAUUUAAGACACCAGAUUAAUUACCUCGGUGAAGAUAAUGACAGUUAUAUUUUAUGGACAGUAGUGACUAUCAUUUUGGCUUGUCUAAGUAUUUGUCUAGGUCUAUACAACGAGAUCGACAUAGCGGUGACCGUGGUUAUACUUCUUUUUCCUGUUUUGGGUCGAUGGCUGCAGACAUCAUUUGUUAGAAGUCGCAGAUUAAUGGACCUAGGUAUUAGCACAUAUCAUUAACAAUUUUAUUUCUUCUUGCAAAUGUAUUCUUUUGUUUCAGGGGCACCAACUCCAGUAUUUUCUGCUUUUGCUACAUUUCUCAAAAGUAAAGUAUCUCUUUCAGAUCUUGAAAGCUAUAGGGUAGAUGCUGUACAGGUCUAAAGUCAGCGAGGGUAUCAUGUGGCCAACCCAACGACCAAUCGUCUUUGCUUUUUUUUUUUUUUCAACUAUCGUCAAGUACCAAAGUGAGCUGGUUGGGCAGUGUCUGUUAGGUCACAUUAAGUUUUUCAUACUUUGUCACAUUUCACGAGGUUAAUUAAAAAAUUCAAUAGCUUCUUAAUUAAAGAAGAAAAUCUUUAAGAAUUAAAAUGAUAACCCGAAGCAGCAUGACAGCAAAUUUUAAAGAUGUAAAGAUAAUGUUUGUAUUGAAAAAGAAUAUAUAUUUUAAUGUACCGCUCAUGUUCUACGCCAAAAUGAAUUACGCACACCAAGAGUUGCGAUAACAUGGAAGCCAAAACGAGGAAAGCGCAAACAGGGACGUCCUCGUAUUACUUGGCGACACACCUUCAUGGAGGACCUCAGAACAGUGGACACCAGGUGGGAGGAGGCUUCAGACAUUGCCAGGGACAGAUCUUUAUGGAGACAGCUUGCCGCCCAAUGCGCCGAACGGCGCGGGAGGACCUAAGUCUAAGUCUAAGUACCGCUUGAGUUAAGCCAGACUUCAUUUUUGAAUAAUUGAACUUUCUACUUAUGUUAAUGUCAAAAUAUUAUUUUUCAAUGUUUAAUAUUAGAAACUUGUAUAUAUAUAUAUAUAUAUGACCCUGCAUUACACACUAUCAUUAGGCCAAAUGUGAUUUAUGUUGAUUAACAUAGGAACGAUACUGGAUGGCGUCUACGAAAACACUUUGUCAACUUUUAUUAUGAGAACGUAGACAGGAACUCAGACGGAGAGAGCUGAAGGUAAGCGGAUGACUUAGGGAAAGAACUGGGCUCGAUAAAAACCUUAAGUGUUCGAACUAUAGAAGGACAUAGACAGUUUCAAAAAACAACACUAAUGAAUCAGGUAACCAAACAAAAGUCCCAGAUGGAAAAGCAAGUCAAUUCUAAAAUCUGUGUUUUGGACGGUGUUUCGAUUACAGUGAAUUGAUUAUAUAUAAUACUGCUCAAACUUAGCCAACAGCGAGCCCAAAGUACCUCAACCAAAGGAGCCUACCAAAACACUAGUUUAAUAUAGAAAUAGAACAACAAUAAUGCGAUAACAAAUAUCCAACUAUCCAACUAGAGUGCUCAGUAAUAAAAGCACUUCUUUCUUGUUGACAUCCUAGAUCUAAUUAUCGGCCAUCUUCGACUUCCUCUCUCUUUGGGCGUGUCUCUGUCCUGUGUCUCAUGGUGCACAGUCUCGCACCUAAUGACAGUGCGCAAUGUAGAGUCAUUACAAUUAUAUAUAUAUGCUUUAACUGAAGUUGUUUUAAUUGUUCAAAAAACAAUUAUUAUUGUGAUGGAUACUGUCACAAUUGAUAAAUAUAAAUGUUAUUUAACGUUAGAAUUGUAUUUUAUUUAUAUACUAUUGUGUAUGAUUGUGUUUUGUAUUACACUAUGGUUCUCUAUGUUAGAGAGAAUUUAAAAUUGUUUGUUUUAAAAUCUGAUAAUAUAUUUGAUGAUUUGUAUUUUGGACCCGGGGGGGGGGGGGUUGUUACGUGCGCAUCGUAGUGUAAAUAUGGAACGGUGCGAAUGCGUGUUGAAUGGAGUGGAGAAUCUAAAUGAAGGAAUAGAAACAAACUAGUGUUGACAGUGUUAAUUAAGAUUAAUUUAUUUAUAUUGUUAUAACUCUGCCAUUCGCACCGCCAUCUAAGCUAGAAGGUGCGCACUGUGAUAAACUAGACUGGAAAGGAUGUCAACAUUAGAAGAGGAGAACGAUUUCCGCCCAAGUAGAGAGGCCAAUAUGGAGAGAUUGUGCCUAAGAUAGAUGUUGUUUUGUGUACCUGUGAUGUCGUGUACAUAAACGUCUAUGUCUCGUUGAGUUGCCUCACUUAAGUUAUUACAAUAUACUAUGACUUUGUCGUUUUGGUGUUGGUGUAUGGGUAAAGAGUCUCCUCACAUAAUAAGACGCAACAAAAGUCAAUCAUUUAGUAAUGUUUUCUGAUCGCCAAUGUUGUUGACGAUUGCAUCCUUGGUCUAGAUUUUAUGCUGGAAUUCGGUUUAUCUCUAGACAUGGUGGAAGUGGAGCUGUACAAUAUGGACACAUUUGAGUUCUCAAUGCUUGAUGGUGGUGUGGAAGGCGUUCAGGUGAAAAGAAUCUUAUUGGUCAAACAUACGACCAUACCAAAAUGGUCUGACCUGUCAGUAGACUGGUAUCAUAAAAGGGACAAACUGGAAGUAAUGACAAGUCUUGCUUUCAGGAUAAAAUAACAACUUUCACAACGAUAAGUACAGACCUGAAAAGAAAGAGCUUGAUCAGCGGUUCUCAACUUUUUUAGUGCGCGACCCCCUAAUACAAUCUACCACUAUGCAGCGACCCUUAAAAGUAAUUUAUUUUUCGUUCAUAGGCCUAGGUAAAUGUAAAUUUGCAAAUUGUUAUCGUAAUGUCUAUAUUUGAUCUAUGACAUAUGUAUUUUCAUUGAUAGACGCUGAACACAGAAAAAGCGUAUGUUAUAGUAAAUUGUGUAAAAUAAAUGUAUAAAUGUAUUGUAAAAUUAAAUUGCUGCCAAGAAAAAGUAUCCUUAAAAGAUGCAUUUAUUAAAUUUUCUAUUGCGUA